AUGACAAAGAAUUGCUUCUACUGGAAGAAAUACGGAGGUACAAAACAAUUGACAAUCCAUAACAAUACUGAUACUAUUCAUGCCAUAAAAAUCAAAUCUUCUGAUAAUGCAUUGUACAGGAUCACACCUCCAAUGGGUUCGGUUCUUCCAUCAGAAACAUACACUGUAAAAAUUCAUCGCACACAUGCACCGAUUAAACCAGACAAAAUUAUCGUGAUGGCGGUGCCGACUGUGAAGGAAGAGAGAUACCUUGAAGAACUCUUCGACAGCCCAUUUGUCCCAAACAGCAAGAUAUCUAUUACUCAGAUAAUUGAAGCCGGCAAUAACAUCCCAGCUUAUCAUGCACCAUGCGCUCCCGAAGGAGCGUUGUGCUUGAAGUUCAGUGCUGUAAAGUUGGCCUUCAACGGCGAAGUCGGUGGAGACCAGAUGGAUCAGGCUACCGUUCCACCACUGGUUUCGGUAUGGCUAAAGAACAAAAAAGCUUGGGCAGUUUAA
This is a messenger RNA of Haemonchus placei, 495 nucleotides long. The record is from the annotation of a GenBank genome assembly. Lineage: Eukaryota; Metazoa; Nematoda; Chromadorea; Rhabditida; Trichostrongylidae.